AUGGUUCCUGAGCCAACGGAGACUACAAUUGUGGAGGAAAUUGCAGUUUGUCCUGCCGCGAUACAUACGGAGCUAGGUAUUCCUCCUCCUAGUCCUAGUACAAUAACAGCCCAAGGGAAGUCCUUCCGCAUUCUGGGGGAGGCCGCAGCCCGGCUUUUGGCUGAUGCUUACUGCUCACAAGGUCCGGAACUGGUCCACAGGUUGAACAGUGCACGGACCAUUUCUAGUGAAGCAGUAUCCGCUUGCAACGAGGUUGAGGAGGGUGAAGCAUAUGGUCAGAAAUGUGGGACUGCUAGCAUUACAACAAGUGCGCCACAGCCUCCAACAUCGCAGGAGGCGCUACCAGAAGAAGAUGGGCCUUCCUGCCUUACAACGUAUUCGUUAAAGCGCGUGCCCUUUGGUUCUGUCAUUUUUACUGGAGAUUUGAUUAUCAGUAAACAAGGAUCUGUACGCAUCGCCACCCCAGGCAAGGCCCCCUUACCGCUUGAUGCGUGUCUUGGAGCAGCUACUGUGCGCUUCGCUAACGGUAUAGACUACUGGGGUCCCAUUAGCCAGAGUAUGCGCCUCUGUGGAGAUGCCGUAAUUCGGUGGCCCAGCGGAGCCACCUACGAAGGACAGGUUUCUGACGGAAUGCGCAAUGGGAUCGGUAGAUACACAUCAGGAGACGGGAACUUCACAUACGAGGGAGGGUGGUCCCACGGACUGCGCAACAGUUGGGGCGUCCUGACGAGCUCCGAUGGCAGCAAGUAUAGCGGAGAAUGGCGAGAAGGGAUUCGACACGGCUUUGGAGAACAAAUAUUUGCAGAUGGCAGUCGUUAUGAAGGGCAAUGGGUGGAUGGACUACAGCAUGGCCAGGGCGUUAUGGACUGGAAGGAGCCCGCAGUGCAGUAUGUUGGGGAAUGGUGCGAAGGCAACGUCUCAGGCUGGGGCAGGCAAACAUGGGUCGACGCUGCAGAUGCCGAAGACACGGGAACCUGGAGCGUCGGACGCAGUCUUCAGCAAAACCACUACGAAGGGCAAUUUAAAGUAUCGGCACAGUUCCUCAGGCCCUCUUGAACUCCCCUUGUAUUGGUAGGCCUUUUCGUUAACGAUAGAAUGGCUGAAAAGCAACCCGUCGCUGUGGAAGACCCAGUAAGGGCAUUUGUCGACCUCUCUGUGGUCCAGCAGCUUGAGGUGUACAGACACCUUGAGGCCUGUAAGGGGACAGAUAUCUGGAGGCAAGCACCCGUGUGCGAACGCCUAGCUGCAAGAACAAUAAGGAGCGUCUAUCAGACAAUGCUGAGUCCUGGGAGCGACGAGAGCUUUCAGCGGGCCCGGCGUCUAAGCGGUGGCGUUCCUGCUACCUUCUCGGUUAUUCAGAAUGAAAGGAGGCGAAGCCUACGCAGCAGCGACUGCUGUCUAGGCGACCGUAAAGAGCUUGCCGAGACUACAGACCCAGUAGAAAAGGACCUUCCAAAAACGCAGCGCGCGUUUUCUGGUGCGAUUCCAGCAGAAGAAAUCAUUAGGACAUCUUGGAAUAUAGAUAAAUACCCCAGCCACUCAUCACCUGAGCAGCCUCUCGCCUGUGGAGUCGUUGCUGAAGAAUGUCUUCCUCUUCAAAGGAGGCCUGUGUUGUUCCCUGCGUUCCUAAGAGGACUGGUUUUGUUGCUGCAGAGCAGACUGCAAUGCCAAAGCAGGAGCAUGGGGCAACAGCUUGUGUUGGAGUCGGAAAAAGAUUGGGUUUGGGGAACCCCUAAAUCUGACACUGCCGCAUGGUCUGACGCAGAAGAUUCCUACAGUUUGAGUCUUGCUUGGAUUUCGCUCUGCCAGAAACUCCACAUACUCAGCGACUCGCUUGAAAAGCAAAUACUGAAGAGGCAGCAGAGGCAUCCUAGCACACUAAGACAGGCAUCAAAGGAGCGGCAUGAGCCACCGCAGGCCUCCAAGUCGUCUCAGGAGUGUGAAGGGGACACGUGGUCUACUUUAAGUGGGCAGUCUGCGGAAAUGAUGCAGCAACAGGAGCAAUUAUCUUCUGAUCCACCGUCACAGAGCCAGAACGCUGUUGCUCAGGAAUGCAAAAGAGGCUCUUUACGGAGUAAAAACCCUAAGCAGCCUCAGCAACAAAAGGCAGUAGGCUCUUCAAGUCCCCAGGAGGCUUCGCCUGGGUUGCUGGACGCAGCAGAGCCCCCCCGCAUGAACUGCUCCAAAGAGCACUUCGUACCUCAAGGAAGAAGAGCAGAAAACAAAGUCUUCGUAGAGGGGGAAAAUGGCAUGGAUGCAGUAGCAGCAAGCGCAGGGCGUCACAGUAAAGUAUUCACUCAAGCGGCUCUAGCAGAGACCCACUGCAUUCUGAAUGACGAGCUGCACAACAAGCUGUUUAAAAUAUGCGAGACGGAUGUUUGUAAGCCACGCAAGGCCUCUGGUGUUGUUGCAUUACCUAUUACUAUCUUUACGCUCAAUAUGCCUAUCUGA
This is a messenger RNA of Cyclospora cayetanensis, 2451 nucleotides long. RefSeq lists its product as uncharacterized. The transcript is spliced from 9 exons. The record is from RefSeq and is a predicted model, not a curated record. NCBI's taxonomy places the organism in Eukaryota, Apicomplexa, Conoidasida, Eucoccidiorida, Eimeriidae.